Messenger RNA from Saccharomyces paradoxus, 486 nucleotides. RefSeq names its product tropomyosin TPM2 (gene TPM2). Lineage: Eukaryota; Fungi; Ascomycota; Saccharomycetes; Saccharomycetales; Saccharomycetaceae. The coding region runs from base 1 to 486 and encodes 161 amino acids. Gene Ontology annotation, cellular component: actomyosin contractile ring; actin filament. Gene Ontology annotation, molecular function: actin filament binding. The transcript has a single exon. The record is from RefSeq and is a predicted model, not a curated record. Gene Ontology annotation, biological process: mitotic cytokinesis; actin filament organization.
AUGGAGAAGAUCAAGGAAAAAUUGAACAGCUUGAAAUUAGAAUCUGAAUCAUGGCAAGAAAAAUAUGAAGAGCUGAGAGAACAGCUUAAGGAAUUAGAGCAAUCUAACACUGAAAAAGAAAACGAGAUCAAAUCUUUGUCGACUAAAAACGAACAACUCGACAAUGAAGUGGAGAAGUUAGAAAGCCAAUUGGCUGAUACAAAGCAAUUGGCUGAAGACUCCAAUAAUUUAAGAUCCAAUAACGAGAACUACACCAAGAAGAACCAGGAUCUAGAGCAACAGCUAGAGGAUAGCGAAGCCAAACUGAAGGAAGCAAUGGAUAAAUUGAAAGAAGCAGAUUUGAACUCCGAGCAAAUGGGUAGAAAAAUCAUUGCUUUGGAGGAAGAAAGGGACGAAUGGGAAAAGAAAUGUGAAGAAUUUCAAAGCAAAUAUGAAGAAGCUCAAAAGGAACUGGACGAAAUUGCUAAUUCAUUGGAAAAUUUAUGA